Molecule: messenger RNA, 1053 nt
Organism: Enterobius vermicularis (human pinworm)
Lineage: Eukaryota; Metazoa; Nematoda; Chromadorea; Rhabditida; Oxyuridae
Source: the annotation of a GenBank genome assembly
CUUGAAGAAAAGGAUCUACGGCACAUGUUUGAUUCAUUUGGAAAAAUUUACGAGUUUACCAUCUUGAAGGACAAAUACACUGGGAUGCAUAAAGGAUGCGCGUUCCUGACCUACUGUCACCGAGACAGUGCGCUUCGAUGUCAAGCCGAGCUUCAUGACCGAAAAAUAUUACCUGGUAUGAAUCGUGCGAUGCAGGUAAAACCCGCAGACAGCGAGAGUCGUCCAUGCUCACCGAAGAACGGCGAAGAAAGAAAGCUAUUUGUCGGAAUGCUUUCUAAGCAGCAAACUGAAGAAGACGUGCGUGCAUUAUUUGCUCCAUAUGGAGUUAUUGAUGAGGUUACGGUGCUUCGCGGUGCCGACGGAAGCUCGAAGGGCUGCGCUUUUGUGAAAUAUGGGACGCAUGCUCAAGCCGUCUUAGCAAUAAGUGCGCUUCACGGUAGUCAAACCAUGGCUGGUGCAUCAUCGUCACUCGUCGUUAAAUUUGCCGAUACUGAAAAGGAACGACAACUCCGGCGAAUGCAGCAGAUGGCCGCACAGCUAGGUUUAUUGAACCCGUUGCUGCUGAACCAAUCAACGCCCUACAGCGCAACGUAUCAGCAGGUCCUAAGCCCUUCAUCGUUAAAUCAGACUGGAGCGUAUACAUCCGCUCCAUAUCAGCAGAAAAGCCAACUAGACAAGAAUUCGAAAAACUGGAUUUCUCAACAGCUAGAUCUACAAAGCUAUACUUUUUUUCCACUUAACAUACUUUUUCCCAAGUCACUGUUGUACGAUCAUUUUUCAGUACUCGGUCCAGAUGGAUGCAACUUGUUCAUAUACCACUUACCGCAAGAAUUUGGAGACGCCGAACUUAUGCAGAUGUUUAUUCCAUUUGGUCACGUUAUAAGUGCAAAGGUUUUCAUUGAUCGAGCCACCAAUCAAAGCAAAUGUUUCGGUUUCGUUUCGUACGAUAAUACAGCGUCGGCAAUGGCAGCCAUUCAAGCAAUGAACGGAUUCCAGAUUGGCAUGAAACGAUUAAAGGUCCAACUGAAACGGCCGCGGGAUAAACCGUAUUGA